Molecule: messenger RNA, 1232 nt
Organism: Cajanus cajan (pigeon pea)
Lineage: Eukaryota; Viridiplantae; Streptophyta; Magnoliopsida; Fabales; Fabaceae
Product: DNA-directed RNA polymerase III subunit rpc8
Biological process (GO): transcription initiation at RNA polymerase III promoter; DNA-templated transcription
Cellular component (GO): RNA polymerase III complex
Source: RefSeq, a predicted model, not a curated record
AACUGCCUUCAGAUUUUUUAGUGUUUUUUAAACUCAAUAAACCACAUCCAACGGUUUAGGGUUUUGGUGUUGCUUGGUAGUCGUUGAUCAAAACUGAGGGAAAAUUAAACGCUCUCUUCUUUGAAACACAAAAACUUCAUCUUCUUCCUCUGCACAUGCAAGGAAAUCAUUCCAACCCAAUUUCUCUCCUUUGUGUGCCGUCAAUUAUUGUGUGUGUGUGGCCACAGUGAGAGCAAGUGUAGAGGAGUCAUUCUUUGGCUCAAUGUUCUAUCUCAGUAGAAUUGAACACAAAUUGUCCCUGCCUCCUACUCGGCUUGUUCUUCCCAUUCGAGAAGCUAUACACAUGGAGCUUGAGAAACUUUUCCUAGAUAAAGUUAUAGCAAACUUGGGCCUUUGCAUUUCCGUCUAUGAUAUCAGAUCCAUUGAUGGUGGAUUUAUCUUCGCUGGUGAUGGGGCUCCAACCUUUACGGUUGUGUUCAAUUUGAUUAUGUUUCGACCAUUCGUGGGGGAGAUUAUUACUGCAAAGCUUUUUUCAUCUGAUGCGGAUGGCUUACGAUUAACCCUUGGAUUCUUUGAUGAUAUAUAUGUUCCUGCACAUCAUCUGCCAUACCCCAACCACUUUGUGGCUGAACAAGUAAAUAGCAAGAAAGGCGUAUGGUUUUGGGAUUUUAAUGACCAAUCAUAUCCCAUUGAAGAUACUGACGUGAUCAAAUUCCGAGUUCAAAAUGUGAGCUACCCACCAAUUCCGGUUGAGCAACCAAAAGAAUCAAAGCCAUUUGCUCCUAUGUUGGUUACUGGAUCAUUAGACCAUGAUGGUCUAGGUCCUAUUUCUUGGUGGUUUGCUGAAGAGCUUGAGGAAGAGGUUGAAAACGAGUAAAGAUGUUUUUCACAUGUUAUUUGGAAGGGUUUUAGCCCUUAAAUGGGCUUCUUCGAAGAGGUUAGUCUCUGGCCAACCGUUGGAGGAUUUCGUAGGCCACCAAAAAUAUGUUUUUAACAUUAUUGUAACUUAACAACACUGGAUAUACUUUUGUUCAAUUCCUUUGCCUUCUAAUUUAUUAUUAGAACCAUUGUUUGCCUUUUGAUUCCAGCAUAUUGAGUACUUGCAACACAGAAGAGGAAAAGUGUUUAUAGAUUUGCUUUCUGUAUCCAUAAUUUAAGUCUUUCAUAGGUAAGUGUAUUAAAUAUUGAUUGAUAAUCAUAAUUUGAUAUAUACAAAGAGGAGGCUGGCAAUU